This is a messenger RNA of Cantharellus anzutake, 984 nucleotides long. Its product is annotated as kinase-like domain-containing protein. Bases 89 to 895 code for a protein of 268 amino acids. The transcript is spliced from 5 exons. Gene Ontology annotation, molecular function: protein kinase activity; ATP binding. The record is from RefSeq and is a predicted model, not a curated record. Lineage: Eukaryota; Fungi; Basidiomycota; Agaricomycetes; Cantharellales; Hydnaceae. Gene Ontology annotation, biological process: protein phosphorylation.
CCGAUAUUUCUGCGAGCCUCACGCAUUCUGUAGUGCCCGAGAUGGGGAGAUAUAUAGCACCACCUUCCUAUUUACCGGUUUUCCGACGAUGUGCCAACUGAAUGGUCUAGUAUUGAGAUUGCCAGGGGCCUGCUGUGUUGGAACCAACGAACGUACUUCCGACUACGUAGUCAUGGAGCUCCAGUCUGAUGUGCAUUCAGCUCACAAGCGCCUUCGCGAUGAGCUUGCCCUAGCUGAAAUCCCAAAUCUUGAAGGUCAGUUUACUUUAGAGGAUACACAACGAAUGGGCUGGGGUAGUUUUGGUGAUAUAUACGUGGGGAAUUACCGUGAAAUUAGAGUCUGCAUUAAAGUAUUGAAGGAAAUCUCCGUUUUCGAUGAUCGUAGAUGGGAUCAGUUCCUCAGGAGGCUCAAGCGCGAGAUUCGGGUGUGGCGGGGCCUUAUCCACCCCAAUGUAGUCGCACUGUUUGGGUGGACCUCAAAAGUAAUACGGGACAACAUCAGUGUGAGCUUGAUCUCGACCUGGUGCGAUGGAGGGGAUGUCAAAAGUUAUCUCCGUCGACAUCCCACGGCAGAUCGCCAAAUCCUCAUCAAAGACACCUGCCAAGGUCUUUCAUACCUUCAUUCCAAGCGGAUAAUCCAUGGUGACAUAAAGCCGGAAAACAUCGUGGUGAUGGAAGCAACCGGGGUAGCAAGAUUGUGUGAUUUCGGCCUGUCGUCCCUCCUCGAUGAUCUACCCACAUAUGCGCCAUCUUCGAGCGUGGCCGGGACCCUGAGAUUCAUAUCGCCUGAACUAUUUGCUGGGGGGAAACGAAACGAAGCAAGUGACAUUUGGGCGUUUGGAUGCGCGGCCGGAGAGGUGAGGCAUCGCAUGCAGGAUAGGGGUUUGUCUCGCUGAUGCAUUGCCAAGAUAUUGCGUAAUGAGCGCCCUUACUAUCACAUCAGUUGGGAUUGGCAGCUUCUGGACGUUGUAAAAUCCACACCCCC